Molecule: messenger RNA, 1648 nt
Organism: Dromiciops gliroides (monito del monte)
Lineage: Eukaryota; Metazoa; Chordata; Mammalia; Microbiotheria; Microbiotheriidae
Gene: PWP1
Product: PWP1 homolog, endonuclein
Exons: 15
Coding region: 111-1619 (502 amino acids)
Biological process (GO): rRNA processing
Cellular component (GO): nucleus
Molecular function (GO): protein binding
Source: RefSeq, a predicted model, not a curated record
GGCCUCGGUCCCUGGGCUGUGACGUCAUCAGGCCCGCGCCGGGAAGCUCCCGCUCCAGCCUCCCUACCCCCGCGUGCGGUGCCGCUUUCCAGCUUUCCAGCACCGGCCCCAUGAGGCGCAGCCGGCAGGUGACGUGCGCGACUUGGGUCCGCAGGGGCAUCGCCAAGGAGACUCCGGACAAGGUAGAACUAAGUAAGGAUGAGGUCAAGCGUCUCAUUGAUGAAGCAAAGGAGAAAAUAAGAGACAUAGACAGCAGUGAGGAAGGAGAUGCUGCGGAGGAUGACACAGACCACAGCCUCGCUGAGACACGGGUAGCGGAGCCCCCAUCGGAGGGCGGCCCGGAGGACGAUGACGACGAGCUGGCCGAAUACGAGCUGGAUAAGUAUGAUGAGGAAGACACAGGUGCUGACACUCUGCAGGAGACUCUCUUGGGGCUCACGGUCUAUGGGAGUAAUGAAGAGGAUCCUUACGUUACCCUCAAAAAUACGGAGCAGUACGAACAUGAAGAUUUUCUGAUCCAGCCCAGCGACAACCUCGUCGUCUGCGGCAGGGCUGAAGACGACCAGUGUAAUCUGGAGGUCCACGUCUAUAACCAGGAGGAAGACUCGUUUUACGUGCAUCAUGACAUCAUCCUGUCUGCUUAUCCUCUGAGUGUGGAAUGGCUGAAUUUUGACCCCAGCCCCGAUGAAGCCCCUGGAAACUAUGUGGCUGUGGGCACAAUGUCCCCUGUGAUUGAGGUGUGGGACCUUGAUAUCGUGGACUCUUUGGAGCCGGUGUUCUCCCUUGGGAGCAAAGACGGGAAGAAGAAGAAAAAGAAGAAAGGGAAAAAGAACCGAACAGCUGAGGAGACCCCAGAAGGACACACUGAUGCCAUUCUCGAUCUUUCAUGGAAUAAGCUAAUCAGAAACGUGCUGGCCAGUGCUUCGGCUGAUAGCACAGUGAUCCUCUGGGACAUGUCUUUGGGGAAGCCUGCGGCCAACCUGACUCUACACACAGACAAGGUCCAGACACUGCAGUUCCAUCCCUUUGAACCACAGACCUUGAUUUCGGGAUCAUAUGACAAGUCCGUAGCCUUGUACGAUUGCCGGAGUCCACAGGAGAAUCACCGCCUCUGGAAGUUUAGCGGGCAAGUGGAGAGAGUGACUUGGAACCACUUUUCUCCCUGCAAUUUUUUGGCCAGCACGGAGGAUGGCUUUGUGUACAAUUUGGACGCACGUUCAAAUAAGCCCAUUUUUACACUCAAGGCACAUGAUGAAGAAGUUUCCGGACUCGAGCUAAGCAGUCAGAUUAAGGGCUGCCUCGUCACCUCCUCGUCAGACAAGUAUGUGAAGAUUUGGGACAUACUGGGAGACAGGCCGAGUCUGGUCCACUCCAGAGACAUGAAAAUGGGUGUUCUCUUUUGUGCCUCCUGCUGCCCGGACUUGCCUUUUGUUUAUGCCUUUGGGGGUCAGAGAGAAGGACUUCGGGUCUGGGACAUCAGUACCAUUUCUUCAGUGAAUGAAGUUUUUGGGCAGCGAGAGCGGCUGAUUGUCGCCGGUCAGUCACACUCAGCGGUCAGCAGCUCCCUCGCCCUCACAGGGCAGAGCGGCGGGGACGCGGAGACAGUCAUGGAGUCUUAAUAAAUCUUUAUCUCGUCAUCUUUGCUGGG